This is a messenger RNA of Echinococcus granulosus, 8097 nucleotides long. RefSeq names its product Neurogenic locus notch protein. NCBI's taxonomy places the organism in Eukaryota, Metazoa, Platyhelminthes, Cestoda, Cyclophyllidea, Taeniidae. The coding region runs from base 1 to 8097 and encodes 2698 amino acids. The record is from RefSeq and is a predicted model, not a curated record. Gene Ontology annotation, biological process: heterophilic cell-cell adhesion; establishment or maintenance of epithelial cell apical/basal polarity. The transcript has 29 exons. Gene Ontology annotation, cellular component: plasma membrane; protein-containing complex.
AUGUUUCCCAUCUUGGCAUCCGCCGCUACCCGUCUAAUCGAUUGGGGUGGACGUCCGGGCGGUUCGGGUGCACGCCUGCCUUUGCGCACGCGCCCUCGGUAUGGAAGGUAUAAGCGAAAAGAACAUUUGUUCGUCCUUCAGUCACCGUCUGUUGGUGAUACACGAUCAGAUUGCACCCGUUUACGAAGGCGUAGGAACGCCGACGUGCAUGUUCGCAAGCAUUCACGCAUAGACGCUCAUAUCAGAAGCUCGGCCUUGGAAUACCAUCAAGUAACACAGUCACUGUCAUCUGAGUGGAACAGUCCUAUCUCUCUUGCGUUCGCCAUGCACGAACGUAGAGCUCUAUGGAGUUUCCUGCACUUACUUCCCCUGCUCCUCUUCCUCCUUCAACCGUCAUAUGGAGACUAUGUGGUGAAGGAGGUCGCUGAACCUGGACGCUAUCUCAACCUCCUCGAUAAAGAAAUGGAUCUGAGAUUUGAGCGCGAUGCAGAAGGCGAAGAGGUGGGAUCCGACUUCCUUUUUGUACGAUUGGACUCAACCUACGGGGGUCCCUUCGCACAUGUGUCACCUAUGGAUUUAAGUAGCAAUGACUCGCUCACCUCCCAAAUGAUUAUGCCCUCGGGUGAAAUGUUCCCUUGGUACUCUACCAUUGGACUUUUCGCUCAACCGACACCAGUGGAGACUCGUAGUUGUCCCUGGAAUACUUCCGCCUGUCCAAGAAAUGAAGUCUACCUGCGGUUCAACUUUCUUCUCGUGGAGGACGUGGACAGAACAGUGGGUGAAAGAGAUCCAUUCAACCUUGUCACUGUGGAGCCGCACCUCCGCGUUGACUACGAGCCCGCCUCUGGCAUUGUGCGGGCCUCAUGGGCCAAUCAUGUCAUCUCUGAGGCGUGUCUCCCUGGUGGUAUUUCUGAUUGGACCACUGUGGAGGUAGUGGUGAAACCAGACACCGGAGAAAUGGAUCUCGCUAUAUCAACCCCGGAGGGUGAAUGGGCUUUUGGGAAUAUACGCGUGUUUGUCGGUCCACAAGUCUUGCCAAGUUCCCUUCCGCCCGCUGGAAUCCACGUUGGACCUACUAACCAUACUCGAAGAGUCCUCACCGCCGUCAGCGUUGCUAAUGAAGAGAUGACGAUCCUCAAGCGGUCCCGAAGGAAUGUUUAUAGCUAUGAGAGGGGGGCUAACGUCUCAGUAUUGAACUUUGAGGGUACUAACGGCUUCGUGCGCUACGAUUUUCGCAAUCGCAUCAAGCUGCCGCGGUUGGACGCGGAGGUGGGGAGAGAAGAGGUAGCACUGGAUUUUGCCAUCAAGCCAGGUGUCACCUCGGGCCUACUGUGGUUCGCUGAGGGAACUGCGUCCAAAAGUUUCAUCAUUAUCAAGGAUUCCAAGCUCUAUUACAAGUACAUCGAGUACGAUGAAACCCAUGGAGCCAAAAGGAUACUUACCGAAGAGAUCGUCAUCAACGAGACCUUGGAGCCCGGAAAAACGCAUCGUUUGCGACUUAAUCGCUACCAAGAUGUGCUUCGACUGAGCCUUGGCACACAGCAAAGGUUCAGGAAAAUUGUCUCCGGAAAGGCACCAUUGAUUCCAGAGAAUGGAGUUAUCUACAUUGGUGGUUCGGACAAUGCUGCGAUUUCAACUGAUGGUGAAGUAGCUCGAAACUUUGACGGUAGUGUCACUGUAGCAAAGAUUACUCAGGAGGGUUCGGGCAUCUCGAAUCUAAACAUGUUGGAGUUGAUCCGCGAUCCAAAUUGGACGCGUGACGUAUUACGUAAGGGGGACGUGCAAUAUGAGUACCACAUGCCUUUCCGUCCUUCACCGCGACUCCGACCGAAAGAUUCCUCUCUCCUCAUGCCGACGGCAUCAACAAGAGGCCAUGCGGGCAUCACGUUGCACACCUCGCCCAUGCCCGUCACCUUCAUGGGCACCCAAUCUUCAGUGGUGCGUUUCGACACCUGGGACUUCUCCGUCUUCCAUUCCUUCGAAAUCGAGUUCCGUACCUUCGAACCCAAUGGCGUGCUCUUCUUUGUUGGACCGGAUCGUGAGCACACAGACUUUGUGUGUGUGGAAUUAUUCGAUGGAAAUGUCUACUUCGCCUACGGCAUCGGCGAUCACUACAGGCACAUUCAGUUGAACCCGACUUCCCGUAAGGUGAACACGGGAACGGCCCACCGAGUGUAUGUAGAGCGAACGCCUCAGCAUCGCUUCAUUGUGAAGUACAACGGGCAAGAGAUCGAUGUAGAUCAAGGAACCUCGCGGCACCAGGCAGAAUUCUCGAGCUACACCUACUUCGGUAGCAUUGACCAGCCAUCGCGCUUCCCCUGGAUCGUCUGGUCUCGGGAAAACUUUGCCGGUUGUAUCAACUUUAUUCGUGUCAAUGACGACAAAUUUCUUGAUCCUGCCUCUCGAAUGAAUCAGCACACUGAUUUGAGCCGCGGCAUACAGUUUGGAGUCUGCAAAGCUCCCGAUCUCCGUUGCAACCGUGAAAUAUGCGGUGGUGGACAGUGUCACGAGCAAUCCUAUCCCUUCUUUGAGCCAAUGAACUUCGCCUGUGAUUGUUCCGCCUCGGACAAGACCUUCAGAGAGGGUGUGGAGGACAUUCGACGCUCCGAAGCAUGCAACCGUGAUGCACCAAUUGUCGAUUUCGAUGGUGAAACCGUAAUAAUGAUUGACUUUGAGCGCCAGAUGAACACCCUGACAACACACACAGAUGACAUCAACCUGCAAUUCAAGACGGACAGCCUCUAUGCACCACUUUUUGUGGCUGUAUCAACCGCAGAGAAGCAGUACUUCCGUGUGGAGCUCGAAAAUGGUCUCAUAAAAGUCAGCACCAACAUGAAUAAGGCCAGCAAACCACCUCGCGACGCUGUAAGUUCAUUCACAUUUGUCUUCGAUAGAGAUGAGCCAACAAUGCACUUUGAUGGGUGGCACACUAUGCGAAUAGAAUUUCUGCUGCAAAGUCCACGCUUGAACGACAACAACUGGCAUACUCUGCGGAUACGCCGUCGGGCCCAAUUCCUCUACAUCAGCGUGGACAACGCGAGUGAGAACAAUGGAGUGUUGGUGGUGGAAAUCCCCAAGGGCGUCUUUAACAACAUUGCGCAGCAGAUCUAUGUGGGCGGCCCGAUGCCAGAGAACUAUGCCUCCCCACCCUACGGCAACAUGGCGGGCUUCCUUCCCAAAGGAUCCAAGUUUGUUGGUGAAAUGCGCAAUUUCUACUGGAACCAGUACGACUUCUUUGGUACUCGGCAACUGCCUACUCAUUACACCACCGACGUCCUUACGCCGCGUCUUGAGUUGCCAACUUUCCCCAGUUGGCCACGGGAGCCCAUAUACUCCAUUACUUGCACUUCCAAACUCAACUGGGGCACCAUCCAAGUCCCCAUGAAGGCUAAAGAGGCUGGGGACAUGUGGCUGCUGGAAUUCAAGACCAAAUACGACGGCGUUCUUGCUCACGCACGAGAUGAGAAUACGGGGUCGCACUUCACCCUGAUGAUACUCAAAGGUCGUCUGCACCUCAUCUACUCAAUCGGCGGAGUAACGGGUGUCCACGAGAUCAUCAACAGUCCUAUCUCCGUCGCCGACAAUCGUUGGCAUCGCGUCACCUUCGGUCUGGACCGCGUCAAGGGUCGCUUUGUCAUCAUUGUCGAUGAUUCAGCCCCCGAGACCUUCGGGCACCGCUUGCAGCACAACACACUGAACUCGCUAACAUUCGGUUUUGGCGGAGUGCCAGGAAUUUGGAGUAAAAUUUUGGAAAUUAUUCGCCUCCAUGCGCCUACUUCCCUACCCAGCGGCUACGAGGGUAGCCCCCCGGCGCUCACCGGCUGCCUUGGCGGUUUCAGCACUCGCACAGAUCGUUUUUUGGUCGAUUUGCUGAAGAAGUACGAUACACAGUUGGAGAGCUAUCCCACUGGGGAAAUUAUUCGUGGCUACUGCCGUGGUGAGUUUACGAGCUCAUUUGCCGUUAGACCCACAAAAAAAGGCAAUUAUUCUUGGUUAUUUUGCCCUCCCGUUUUCCUUGUCGCAGACCUGGUUAGAUGCACUCCCGACUACUGCCUCCAUGGCGGUGUCUGUACCAAAAUGAGUGAAACUCUUCUACACUGCGACUGCACCAACACAGGCUAUACGGGCCUGCACUGCGAGGAUAGAGUUACCACCUGCCCACGGAACUACUGUCUCAAUGGUGGCAUCUGCACCAUUGUUGGCACCAAUCCCGUCUGCAAUUGCCAAGGCACCGGCUAUUACGGUGACCGCUCCAGGUGUGAUGCUGUCGUCUGCCGACCCAAUUACUGCCGAAAUGGUGGUAUUUGUAGUAUUCAGAAUGGACGCCCCGUAUGCAGUUGUUCCGGUACUGGAUAUGAUGGUCUGCUCUGUGAACAACCCAUCUGCCGUCCGGGAUACUGCAGCAAUGGAGGAAUUUGUCGUAUUCAGGGUGGAUCACCCAUAUGCGAUUGCUCGGGCACCGAUUACGAUGGAAAGUACUGCGAGAACCCCAUCUGCAGACCAGGUUACUGUCAGAAUGGAGGUCGUUGUGUUGUAGAAAAUGGACUUCCGGUCUGCGAAUGUCGGGGAACAGGAUAUGGAGGGAGUCGAUGUGAUCAGCCUAUUUGUACUCCCAGCUAUUGCCAGAAUGGAGGCCGUUGUAUCCUGGAGAAUGGACGACCGGUUUGUGAUUGUCGAGGGACCGGGUACGGAGGAAGCCGAUGCGAUCGGGUCAUUUGUCCUCCAGACUAUUGUCAAAACGGAGGUCGUUGCGUUGUUGAGAAUGGGCGCCCGCUCUGUGACUGUCGAGGAACGGAAUAUGGGGGAAGUCGGUGUGAUCAAGCCAUCUGUCCACCGAAUUACUGUCUCAACGGCGGUCGCUGUAUCGUUCGGGGUGGUCAACCGGUCUGCGAUUGCACAUCCACGAGGUACCAGGGUCGAGUCUGCGAGGUGCCCAUCUGUCGACCUGAUUUUUGUCUCAAUGGAGGCCAGUGCAUUGUGCAAGGUGACAGGGCCGUCUGUGACUGCCGUGGCACGAACCACGAGGGAAUCAACUGUGAGACACCGAUAUGUCGACCCGGGUACUGCAUGAAUGGAGGUAUUUGCACUAUCGUUAACGGACGUCCUGCCUGCGAUUGCUCUAACACGGGCUAUGGGGGACAGUUGUGUGAGCAGCCGAUUUGCAGGCCCGGCUUUUGCCUCAAUAGUGGUCGGUGCAUUGUGCAGAAUGGACAGGCGAUUUGCGACUGUCGAGACACAGGAUUCGUGGGUCAGCACUGUGAGCAAAGCAUUUGCCGACUGGACUACUGCAUGAACGGCGGCAUCUGCUCAGUAAUCAAUGGGCAGCCGGUAUGUGACUGUCGGGACACGGGCUACGGCGGGCCACUGUGCGAACAGUCCAUCUGUCCCGACGGCUUUUGUCUAAACGGUGGACGCUGCACUGUGCAGAAUGGCCGACCGGUAUGUGACUGCAGUGGAACGGACUAUCGGGGUGACCGAUGCAGUCAUCCCAUCUGCCCUCCCAACUUUUGUCUCAACGGAGGUGUCUGCUAUGUUUACGAUGGCAAUCCUCGAUGUAACUGCACUGGCAAUUUCGGUGGUGAUAGAUGCCACUAUCCGGUCUGUCCACCAGGUUACUGUCUGAACAACGGACGCUGCUUCAUUCGUCCGGGUUCCUCCGCUCCGGAAUGUGAUUGUACCGGUACGGGUUUCACCGAUGACCGCUGUUCUUCACCGGUGUGUCCCGAGGGCUACUGUCUUAACGGAGGCGUCUGCCGCGCCUUACCCAAUAGACUGCCUUUCUGCGACUGCUCGUAUACCUCUUUCACUGGAGACAAGUGUGAGGUGCCCAUUUGCUCGCCCGACUACUGCUCCGGCCAUGGAACCUGUCGGGUUGAGCAAGGCCGUCCCGUGUGUGAGUGUCAUCUCGAGUACUGGGGCCCCCAAUGCCAGCUGGAGGUGUGUCCCCCAGGUUUCUGUCACCAUAGUGGCACCUGCUAUCCAGGCCCCGACCGUAGACCCCACUGUCGCUGUCCCGAGGGCUACGAGGGUGACCAGUGCGAGAUGCCUAAGACCUGUCCCCCAGGCUACUGCUACCAUGGUGGCGAGUGCACUAUGCAGAGUGGAAUGCCUGUUUGCAAUUGCAUCAACACCGAUUAUCAGGGUCCCCGCUGCGAGACGCCUAAGACAUGUCCGCCUGGCUACUGCCAGAACGGUGGUUUGUGCACGGUGUCGGGUGGGCGUUACACAUGCAACUGUCUGGCUACGGGCUUCCAGGGCCCCACAUGUAGCGAUCCCAUCGCCUGCCCGCCUGGCUACUGUCAUGGCGGCAUCUGCACUGUCCUGCCUGGAGGACGAUACGUCUGUAACUGCUGGAAGACUGGACUUAGUGGACCCACCUGUGACGGCGAUGUCAAUGGUAUUUACAUCGAUUAUGAGAAGAUCGGCUACAUGGUGUACGAUCUUAAUCCGCCACUGAAGACGAAGGUGGAUAAUGUGACAGUGGGUUUCAAGACCUACGCCCAGUCUGGAACCAUUCUUGACUUCGUCACCACCACUGGAGCGCAUUGGGGCAUCAAGGUGCGCAAUGGUCAUAUAGUCAUAGAUAGAAAUGGCCAGGAGUAUAUGUAUCCCAACGUUGUCAAUGACGGUGCCUACCAUGUCGUCAGCGUAGAGCGCAAAGGAGAUCGGAUGCUAGUAACCUUCGAUAAUGACCAGAUUGCAUCACUGAAAGGAGUGACCAGAGCAUCACUUAUACUACUCUCUACGUCGGCGCAAAUAAGAACAAGGAGGACAUCUUCCAUGGUGCUAUCGGUGGUGAGCCUCUACUGGAACGGUCGCUAUCCCGUAGAUGAGGCAAAGGGUGGACUGCAAAUCGCCACCGGUGAUGUGAUCUACGUGCUCUUGCCGAGUUUCAUACUGCCCGGCAAGAAGCCCGUUCCUGUCUGCCCUGCGGACUACUGUUUCAACGGUGGCGUCUGCUAUGUGGAGGACUACGAGUUGAAAUGUGACUGCAGGCUAACUGGCUGGCAGGGCUCCAGAUGCGAAAAACCUACACACGGUGUUCUGCCCUCGACGAGCGGCAACGGCGCCUACGUUAUCAUCAAAGUAGUGCCGCCGAAGCUCACCAACCUGGAUCGUAUGCGCGUGGCCUUCCAGACUUACGCCACUGAUGGACCCAUCGCUCGUUUCAUGUUGUCCGAUGGACGUUUCUACGAAAUCUACAUGAAAGGGCAACAAGUGUUUGUAUCGAACAGCAAGGAUGAAAUCCGUUUAAUCAGCGCGCCCUACCAACAGUGCGAUGAUGCCAAGAUGCACGUGAUCACUCUGGUUCGCAACGGAAGUCGAUUUGACUGGUCGGUUGACGGUCAUCGCAUCAUCUACGUCGACAAAUCUCUUGUCGAUUCUAACGGUGCGCUGAUCACGAAUGAGCUAAUCCUCGGCGCUGAUCGCAAGUUCACCCAUUCAUUCAACGGCGUUCUUGGAGCGUUUGACUGGAACGGUCAGCUACUCGUAAACGAUAACGGCGAGUUGUCUCCUGAAUCGAACGUGAUGAUAGUACCGGGCCGAGGCGUAGGCAAAAAAGAAGAUGUGGUGAUCGUGGUAAUGCCACACUUCAUGCAACCCCCCUUGGAUACUACUGCUGCACCGCCCCUCCCCUUCCCCCCUCUCAUCCCCCCCGAUGGCAUUCAAGGAGGCGCCAUUGUUGGCGGUGCCGGUGAAGGCAGUCUCUUCGUUCCUUCCAUGGGCUACGGAGGUGGUGCAAGCGGUGUUUUCGCAGGCUCUGGACCACUGCUUCUGCAGGCUGGCGGUGCGGGCUUCUUCGGUCUCAUCAACCCCUGGCUAGCGGGCAUUCUAGUCUGUCUUCUACCCCUCAUCUCCGCGCUCAUUUGGGCCUGCUGGCGAUGCAAGCCCGGUUUCUGUCCCUGCUGCAUUGGCGGCGCAGGGGGCAAGACGGCUGGCGGUAAGUUCCACGACACCAUGGACCGCAUUUCUGCCGGACUCUGGGCGCCUCCGCCGGCUGACAAAGGCCUCCUCGUGAGUUCCAAACCACUUUUAGUGAGUUUUUGUGCACCGUGCUGCAUUUUGAUUUCUGCUCUACUUUCUACGCAUUUUUGA